ACAGGGGCACCACAUCAUUUAUCCACCAUGCCAGUAUCAAAAGUGUUUGCUCGUCAAAUUUUUGACAGCAGAGGUAAUCCUACAGUGGAGGUUGAUGUAGAAACAGAAAAAGGAAUGUUCAGAGCAGCUGUGCCCAGUGGAGCUUCAACAGGAAUUUAUGAGGCUUUGGAAAUGAGAGAUAAGGAUCCCAAGUUCUACCAUGGCAAAGGUGUGUCAAAUGCCAUUAACAAUGUAAACAGCGUAAUUGCACCAGCUCUUGUCAAAUCUGGUUUGGAUGAAACUAAUCAAGAAGCAGUAGACAAGUUUCUAUUGGACCUUGAUGGAACAGAAAACAAAAGUAAAUUAGGUGCAAAUGCUAUUCUUGGUGUUUCCUUAGCUGUCUGUAAAGCUGGGGCAGCCAAAAAAGGAGUCCCCCUCUACCGUCACAUAGCCGAUCUUGCCGGAAACAAGGAGGUCAUUUUGCCAGUCCCAGCAUUGAAUGUUAUCAAUGGAGGUAGCCACGCGGGAAACAAACUGGCCAUGCAGGAGUUCAUGAUCCUUCCCACAGGUGCUAGCUCAUUCAAAGAAGCCAUGAGAAUGGGAUCAGAAGUUUAUCACCAUUUAAAGUCUGUCAUUAAGAAGAAAUAUGGCCAAGAUGCCUGUAAUGUGGGAGAUGAGGGAGGAUUUGCUCCAAAUAUUCAGGAUAACAAAGAAGGUCUGGACCUAUUGGUUGAGGCCAUUGAGAAAGCAGGAUACACUGGCAAAAUCAAGAUUGGUAUGGAUGUUGCUGCGUCUGAGUUUUUCAAAGAAUCCAAAUACGAUUUGGACUUCAAAAACCCAAAGUCUAAUCCAGCAGACUGGAUAAGCUCUGACCAGCUGGGUGACCUGUACAGACAAUUCAUUAGUAACUAUCCUAUUGUCUCCAUUGAGGAUCCGUACGACCAGGAUGACUGGGAGGCCUACACAAAACUCACAGGAUCUGUACAAAUUCAGAUCGUAGGGUCAGUAUCCGUACAAAUCCAAAUCGUAGGGUCAGUAUCCGUACAAAUCCAGAUCGUAGGGUCAGUAUCCGUACAAAUCCAAAUCGUAGGGUCAGUAUCUGUACAAAUCCAAAUCGUAGGAGAUGAUUUACUGGUCACAAAUCCAAAGAGAGUCCAGAAGGGAAUUGAUGUGAAGGCCUGUAACUGUCUGUUGCUGAAGGUCAACCAGAUCGGAAGUGUGACCGAGUCCAUUCAGGCAAAUGGGGGCGACCGGCCAACGACCAGCUAUGGAGGACGAGCACAAACUGUCCGUGAUACUGAUGAGUAUUCCUACGACAACUCCUCGUUUGCCGUCGAUUAUGAAGGACUGAGUUCCAGCGACCUUGUUGAAUCUAGUCGCAGCAGAAGCAAGUCCAUCGUCGGAGAAAGAGAGUCCGCUUCUGAUAUUCUAUACCGACUGCGAUACAGUUUUCUUGACCCUGAUCUAGACUCUGAACAUGUCAUAUCCGAAACACAGGACUGUCUGACUGGACAGGACAAGCUCAGGUUCAAGGAGGACAUUUUGGAAGGCAUCCGGGAAGUUUGUUUGCCCAUGAAACAGAAGCUUAGGAUACGGAGAACCAUUUUAACUAAAGCUUGGAUUUUAGCGUACUUUGGAAGUACAGUCGCCUCUUACUUCACGUUUCUGAGAACUCUGUUCUUCUUGAACUUGGUGACUGGGAUAAUUCUCUUCUCCUUCAUUGGCGUCCCUCAGAUUACCACUGGCGAGUUUUUGCUGGACUUGGACGACAAAGGCAACACUUUCGGACACUUUGACGUCGUGGACGGCUUCAGUCUCCCACUCUCCUACUUCCUGACCUGGAUAGCAGUCAAUCUACUCACCGUACUGUACCUCGCCUCAAGCAUGUACCUGCGCUACAGAAGAAGUAAGCUCUCAGACACGGGCAGUGACUUCCCGUUUACGUGGUCUAUGUUUUGUUACUUUGACUUUACCAUCAACACCAAGGCUGGCGUCAAGGACCACCUGAAGGCGUUCUGUACAGAUUUGAAGGAAAAGAUCCGAGAAGAAAAAUCCCUGGAGGUAGUUGCUUGGUUGAAGAAGCUGCAGAUCUACUUCCUUCGGUUAGUCAGUAACGUUAUCGUCCUUGGGUUGUUGGGAGGGAGCGGGUAUCUGAUUUACUACGUGGCCCAGCAAGAACCAGACGAGCGAGAUGUAGAUUUCAACGAAAACCUGAAAGAAUUAGCGAAAGAAAUUUAUGAACGCUAUCGGCUGGCCGCUGUGGUGGCUAUCCUCAAACUCGUUGUUCCGUCUAUCUUCAAACUUUUGGUCAAAAUGGAAAGCUACCAACCACGCACAGAAUUAAAAUUCACACUGGCGAGGACCACCUUCUUCCAUUAUGCCAGUUUGAUAGUGUUUAUUACCUCGCUUACCAAGAAGGCGGAUUGCAUUGACGGGCAAGAACCACAGAUCACAUCGACCCCGUCGUCCGUUCCAUCCAACAAUUCCACAAACAACAGCACUUCGUGCGCCACCAAUCAGUGCUGGGAAAACAUCGUGGGGGAAGAGAUCUUCAAGCUGAUCCUGGUAGACCUCGGGGUGUGUAUAGCGGUAGGGAUCUUGUUUGACGUCCUGAUAGCGGUCUUCGUUCGAACCAGGACCUGCUGCUGCAAGAUGGACUACAGUGAGUUUGUGGUGACGUCCAAUGUUUUGGACUUGGUGUACGGACAGGGCUUGGUUUGGCUGGGACUCUAUUUCUCGCCAUUAAUGGCUCUGGUCGCAGUCGUCAAGUUAUUCAUUGUUUUCUAUUUCCGAUAUUUUGUUGCACGCUUUGCCAACAUCCCACCUAAGAAGAUGUUCCGGGCCUCUAGAUCUGGCAGUUUCUACUUGUUCCUGUUACUGAUCACGUGGAUCCUCUGCUUCAUCCCUGUCGUCUACAUACUGAUCGAAAAAACGCCCUCUGUUGACUGUGGGCCAUUUGCAAAGAAAGACAGGGCUUACAAAGUAAUCGAUUUCCUGGACUCCUUAGAUGACCUUCCCAGUUGGUUGAGCUGGGUAAAGGACGCCCUGGACUACAUCGCCACCGCCAUUGUUAUCAUUCCCGUCAUCGUGGUAUUAAUACUGCUGGUACUGUAUUACCGAGUGAAAUCCAGCUCCUAUAACGCUCUGAUACAGGAGCUCCGCAGACAGCUAGUUUUUGAAAGGAAGAUUGAGAGGAAAAAGGUGUUUGCCAAAGCAUUGUCCGCGCCAGCUCUAGGCAGCCUUGGAAAGACCACUGGAUCAGCUGUCACAGGAGAGAUGUCCAGGAAAACUAGUGCCGUUACCUUCACCGCAUGAAGAGACAACACAUAGAAAGAAGUGCUCCUCACUAUGUAAAGCUGUACAAAGCUUGUACAUUCAGCUUUUUUAUCAUUACAGGACAAGUUUUUAAACAGCAUAAUCAAAUUUCGACAUAUAAAUUACAAUAUUUACAUUC
Magallana angulata is the source of this 3433-nucleotide messenger RNA. Its product is annotated as transmembrane channel-like protein 3. Gene Ontology annotation, biological process: glycolytic process. Gene Ontology annotation, molecular function: magnesium ion binding; phosphopyruvate hydratase activity. Gene Ontology annotation, cellular component: membrane; phosphopyruvate hydratase complex. The transcript is spliced from 29 exons. NCBI's taxonomy places the organism in Eukaryota, Metazoa, Mollusca, Bivalvia, Ostreida, Ostreidae. The record is from RefSeq and is a predicted model, not a curated record. The coding region runs from base 28 to 3294 and encodes 1088 amino acids.